AUGUCUUCGCCAGCCGGCGCUAACACUGCACCUUUGGAACCCAAUGUGGUGAUUGCGAAUGAAGUUCACGACGCGGUUGGGGUCGACGAUACAGACCACGUGGAAUUUGAUUUGGAUGAGUUGAAGGAACAGCUCGGAAUAGAUAGUAUUCUUGAAAAGCUCAACGACCUUGCUGCAAAGUUCUGUAGCGAGAAAUCUAGGACUGAGUACUCUGGUUCAGAGGCUCAUAAUUCAAAGUCCUCUUCAGAAACCGCCGAAGGGGUUUUUGACCCCUCGGCCGCAGUAGUUUCACACGAAGUCGCCUCGACUAAUGAGCCUCACGAGGAGGAGUUUAAGUUCCCUUCGGUCUUCGAGGAAACCGAAAGUUUUGGGCCUGAAGUGGCUGAGGUCAUUGCUCAACGUGUUAAUGACGCUUUCAAAAAAAAGCCAUGGAUUCCAAGUUAA
Messenger RNA from Porites lobata, 444 nucleotides. The record is from the annotation of a GenBank genome assembly. NCBI's taxonomy places the organism in Eukaryota, Metazoa, Cnidaria, Anthozoa, Scleractinia, Poritidae.